Messenger RNA from Linum trigynum, 4092 nucleotides. The record is from the annotation of a GenBank genome assembly. NCBI's taxonomy places the organism in Eukaryota, Viridiplantae, Streptophyta, Magnoliopsida, Malpighiales, Linaceae.
CCAUCUACUCUACCAUCUGAGCUACAUCUUCUUGUUGUGCACUCUACUAAGGUUGAAGCCUACAUCGCUUCAGAUAAAAAUAUAAAAUGCAAGUGAAUUUGAAGCCUAUAUUAUAGGAGUGUGUUAUAUUUAUAGGAAAAACAAUGAUGAUGAUUAAGUCAUUACAUGCUUAGAUAAAUAAAUUAUACAAAAUAUUAAAGUUGUGGAGAUGUAGCAAGCGCUCUACCAUCCAAGCUACAUCCUCUUGUUGAGCACUGUGUUCAUUUUGAAGCUUAUAUCUUUUUAGUUAAAAAUAUUUCACGUGAAUUUAAAGCCUGUAUUUACAGGAGUGCAAUAUAUUUAUAGCAAAAAUGACGAUGAUUGUUAAGUCAAUAUAUGCUCAUUUAAAUCAAAUGUAAAAUAUUUAAGAGUUUUGGAGAUGUGGGGUAUCAAUUCUCGUACCUCCCGCAUGCUAAGCAAGCGUUCUACCAUCUGACCUAUAUCCCAAUGUUGUGCACUCUACUCAAGGUUAUAUUGAUUGAGUUCAAAAUAUAAAAUGCAAGUGAAUUUGGAGGUUCUAGGAGUGCAUCUACAAAAGAUAUAAUAGCAAAACAAAGGUUAGAUUUUCAGGGAUUCAAAUUCCCAGCCACCAGAGGGUUUCCCGGAAGGGUAACUUUGUCAUUUCACCUCUGUUAAUUGAACCCUUGCGUUUUGUUGAGGAGAAGAAUGGACAGGCCAAAUCGCCAACCCCGCCAAAUAAAACAGCCAAACGCAAGUCGGCCCACUUACGGUCCCAAACACCCGCUGGUGAGAAUAUGAUGAUCAUGUCACCCUUACUAAAUGAAACUCACCGUUUUGGCUCAGUCCCCCUCACUAGACAGCUCAAUCCAUCGACCGGCCCAACUAAAGCCGACCUUUUUUCUAGGCCUGCCCAUCUACGCUCUCUAGCUCGAUCCCAACACCGUUUGGUCUUCUUCUCUUCCUCACCGUUCUUUUCCCUUUUCCUUCUGGCAAACAUAGCGGAAAACAAGAGCCUCAAUUCCUCAAUUUGGUAUCUCAGCUUCAUAUUUCAAGAUUCCUUAUUGCCAUUGUCAUUCGCUGUGAUGUCGUUCUACUAUGUUGGCUCCAAUUUUGAUGUUUUCUAUUGUACUAUACCUCACUAGGGUUUUUGGUUCGUCAAGGGUCUUCGUGACGGCAACUAUGGCCGCAAAUCAACAUGCUGCCGGUACCUCUACAUGGGGAUUACGUGGUCACCAAGUCCAUCAUUCAAGGAAACAAUGUACUUUCUAUCCCUGUGUUUUUUCCCAUGCCUAUUCUUCACCUACGUGGUCAACGUUUGCACACCAUAUAAUGCUUUGAUUUUCCAGGGUUGAUGCGAGCAAUAUUCAAGCCGCCAAAGUCUCCUUCCACACAACAAAUUGCUGUUGAGCGGGAUCGUCUUAGUCAACGUAGUACAACGACUCCUAAUAGUUGUUAAAUCAAAUGCCGUCAUGUUUAUUGGAUGCAAAUAAUUCCAGUUUUUUUUUAAUCCUUGAAAUACACUAUCUUGAAACACAAUUGCGCCAUAUCGAUCGCAUGAUUGCCUAGGCCAAUCGGCACCGACAACGGGUGAUUUUGAACACACGUUUGCGACUUAUGGUUCAACAUGCUAGACAUGGUAAUCAUCGCUAUCUUUUAGAGGUGUCAAUUUAUUUUGCGAGACGUGAUAUAUAAUUUUAUCUGAUUUCAUUACCCCUACAUAUGUGACCUGCGGUAAAUAGGGAUGGAAUGAAAUUCAAUUGUUUGAUGAAUUGUGAACUGACUAAAAGCAUUGCCAAAUUUGAUGCCUCAUAUUAUACUUCAUGCAUCUCACGCUUGCGGACAAAACGAGCACGAGUUAUGCGAUCAAUUUAUUUGUGUAAAAGGCGGAUGGUUCAUGCUGUUCCUAGGAGAUUUUCCCGUUUUCAUGGUUUGUGGUUUCAUAUUUCAUGUUUUUUCACGGGAUAAAUCUAACUGUUUAUGUGUCAAUUAUCUUACGUAACUACUUUGAUUGUAGGGUAUCCUGCUGUUGAAGUUUUCAGUCUCGACCAGCCUUCAAGCAUUUGUCAAUACUAUGCAGCAAUUAUGUGGCUAGAAGAAAGUACAGCGCCUACUAGGGGUCACGCCAAUCCCGUUUUCCCAUUAUGUUGCAAAUCGGGGGAAAGGUUAAAUUGCCUCCCAGACGUGAUCCGCCUACAUUUUGGCAUGAAUUAUUAAACUCGCUGACACCUAUGGGCCGUUAUUUCCUGGAAGCUAUUCGUAUAUAUAAUGUUGUAUUUUCCUUCAUCUCCUUGGGUGGCAAAGUGGAUCGUGGGAUAAAUGAUGGACGGGGUGUGUAUGUGUAUUCUAUAAGUGGUCAGCUUACUUCCUGCAGAAGGUGAGGCCCCGAGGUUUGCACAAUUGUGUAUUCAUGAAUCAGGCUCUGAACUGCAGAAUCGUCUGCAACUAUGUCCAAGUGAUAAUCAAUUCAAUUCAUUGCGGCCGAAGAUUGUUGAAGGAUUGGAAGAAAUGUUUGACAGAAACAAUGUUAUAGUCCAGACCUUCCGGAUGGCAAGGCAAAAGAUUCAUGAAGGCAAUGUUCAAGAAGUGAAGAUCAAAUUAUUUGCGAAGCGUGCACAUGAUGGGAGAGAAUAUGAUCUGCCAACAGGAAAUGACAUAGCAGCAUUAAUUGUUGAUGAAACAGGUCAAGAUACAUUUGAGCCAGAUAUUAUUGUCCAAUAUAAGAGCUCUCAACUUAAGAGAAUUAAUUUCCAUCAUCCAUCUUUAAUGGCGUUACAAUACCCUAUUCCAUUCCCUUAUGGUGAGGAUGGAUGGCAUCCGGAUAUAAGCUGCAAUGAUGAUCCUGGUGAUGAUGACAAUCCUAAGAAUCUUCUGAAUGACAACACUUUGUCCCAAUGUGAUUACUAUGCAUAUCGCAUGCAGAGUAGAUUUCAUGAGUCAAAGUCGCUAUUAUUAGCUGGAAAAUUAUUUCAUCAGUAUGUCAGCAAUGCAUUGGUGGAAGCAGAACGACUUGAAUGGAUCCGCAAUAACCAGUCUAAGCUUCGUACUCACUACGUUAGUGGUUUGCUCGAUGCUUUUCUACGGGGUGACUCUGAUUUAGAGAUGACUGGGAAGCAUGUGAUUUUGGCUGCUUCGCAUACUGGGAGUCCAUGUUAUAAGGAUGAGCAGCCACAUCAGCCUAUCUUAUUGGAACAAACACCAGCAACACAGAUUCCAUUUAUCUCCCUUGCUGAACUUCUCGACCUACAAGCUGAUCCUGACAUGGAGGAAUUGGUCUUCUCUGUUGAGUGUAAAUUUGUCGGCAUCAAACCAGGUUGGUGCUACAUGGGAUAUCCCAACUGUGUCUUCAAGCCUAUACAAUGCCAGGGUCAGUUUUAUUGUGUCCGCUACAACAAAACUUCACUGAAUAAGGUUGCCAAAUAUCGCAUUCACAUUGAGUUCGAAAGUGAUUCUAGACGAGCCACAUUCACGAUGUUUGAAUUUGAAGGCAAGCGCUUUUUUUGGAAUGACUCACCGCCUGAGGAGCUGCUUCAGCUGGUGGGGUUGACAAAGAACUUCAACAUCAAAUUCAAGAUCAAUUUGUAUGGUAAUGGGCUAGAUGAUUUUACCGUGUUGAAGAUUAAAGACCCAACACCACAUGGAAAUGAAUCAACUUUACACAAAGAUGGAUCAUCUUCAUCCAUUACCAGUGGUCUUGAAUCAAGCCCCUCUUCACCUCACCAUUCAGGCGAGAAUGGUAGCAAAGAAGCUGUUGAUGGAUAAGGAGAAGCUACCCCUCUUCACCUCACCAUUCAGGCGAGGAAUGGUAGCAAAAAAGUUGUUGAUGGACAAGGAGAAGCUACCCCAACUCCAGACAACAAACUCAAGAGAAAAUUGUUGUAGAUGUAACUUGCUGAAAAAUUGGUAGUGCACAUUAUUUGAUGUCUAGCUCUCCCAAUGUCUUUCCAUCAUCAUUUCACAAUAUUUAGACCCUGAUAUGUUUUUCAAGACUUUCAUAUGUGUUGCCAGGAUUAUUGCUUCCUAAUGUUAUUAUGAACUUAGCCAUGAGAGCCUGUUUGUUAUCGCAUUUCAAUUCAUUAAACCUAUUUCCUUUAG